GAUUGGUGUAGGAGAGGAGAGAGGAAGGAGAGCCUGUUUGUUGGAAGAGGAGACUGUUGUUGAGAGAGAGAUUCUUCGGCCGUCUGUUGGGAAGACGAAAGCUCUCUCUUCGAAUUGCAGAGCUAAAACCGAUUCCACUCCGCCGCGAUCGCCGCCGUGCGCCUCAGCUACCGAUAAUUUUGCUGCCGGAUACAGCUCUCAUGUAGCGUUGAGAGGAACGCUUGAUCUGUAGAGUGGCGGCGUGAAAGUAUGAAGUAGAGUAACUUCAUAUGUGAGAAGGGACAAGCGAUACAUCCAUUACUCAGCGCAAACAUGUUCUCCUUGUUCUAUGGCCUUUUUAAGUACGUGUUCAGUAAGACGGAGUUUCAUGUGCUCAUUCUUGGGAUCGACAAGGCCGGGAAAACAACCUUGCUAGAAAAGUUGAAGACAGUGUACUCGAAUUCUGAAGGCCUCCCCCAUGAUAGAAUUGUGCCAACCGUUGGACUCAAUAUUGGUCGUCUUGAAGUGUCGAAUUCCAAGCUUGUGUUCUGGGACCUUGGAGGGCAGAUUGGACUUCGCUCAAUUUGGGAGAAAUAUUAUGAAGAAGCACAUGCUGUAGUGUAUGUAAUUGAUGCUGCUUGCCCUUCUCGUUUUGAAGAUGCAAAAUCUGCUUUAGAGAAAGUGCUUAGGCAUGAUGACCUGCGAGGUGCCCCUCUUCUGGUGUUGGCAAACAAACAGGACCUUCCAGAUGCUGUAACAGCUGAAGAACUGGGAAGAUAUCUAGACCUGAAGAAACUGGACGAAAGGGUUUACAUGUUCGAAGCUGUUUCAGCAUAUGAUGGGUUGGGUAUCAAAGGAAGUCUAGAAUGGCUAGUCGGGGCAAUGGAACGGAGCAAGAGAACUGAAACAUUGAGACUGCGUGCAGGGAUGGCUGGUCCUGGUGUCUAGCAAUACAAUCAAUUUUGGAAUCAGGAUGAGGAACCUUCCACCACCUGGGCUUUUCAGUAGCUUCUGUAAAUAUACUACAGAGGGUUACGCAGCAUCCUACUCGCGACUUGUGUACUAAUUCUGCCAUACGAGGCAUAUUCUUUCACCCUCCUCUUCUCUACUGCGGAGGAGCAAGUUAGUUAUAGGGGAGGAAAUAUGAUUACAUGAUCUACUCGUAAAAAAUAUGCGUAAUGAAUUGAUGAUCAUUUGUUCGUGAAUCAUGAUGUAAGCUUUUUUGGCCUGGUGAGUUCAUAGUUUACUUUAUUCAUUAGAGAUGCAGUGUUGAAGAAAGUUCAGAACUUUUCUGCCCUAUCCAUGCU
Messenger RNA from Linum tenue, 1286 nucleotides. The record is from the annotation of a GenBank genome assembly. NCBI's taxonomy places the organism in Eukaryota, Viridiplantae, Streptophyta, Magnoliopsida, Malpighiales, Linaceae.